Molecule: messenger RNA, 2794 nt
Organism: Caenorhabditis angaria
Lineage: Eukaryota; Metazoa; Nematoda; Chromadorea; Rhabditida; Rhabditidae
Source: the annotation of a GenBank genome assembly
AUGUCUACCACUGAACCGGAUCCUCCGGCACCCAAUGGCACAGCUCCCACUCCCGCCUUGGAUCCCACACCCGCAGCCUUACCUAUUCCCACCACUUCAUCUACCACUCCAACCCGUCCCAGUCUUCUCAAAAGAAUAUUCAAACGACGAAACCGGGUGCAUAACGAUGAAGGUGCUCAAGACCAAACCGCUGUGCAGAAUAACUUCAUGGCAAAACACGGUGUGAAUAAUGGAGCGGCUCCUGGAGCAGCUCCAACUCUUGCAGAAGCUGAAGUAAAUAUGGGAUGUUUUCAAAAAUUGAAACAUCGGAUCGCGAAUUUUACAAUAGAUCCAUCUACAGAUAUGUUUUAUUAUUGGACCUGUUUCAUAACGGCUGGUUAUAUUUAUAAUCUUCUUUUUAUUAUUGCUAGACAGGUUUUCAAAGAUUUGAAUGGUCCAACAAGUGUUUCACUUUGCUCCAAUUCGACAGUUAAUUCGAGUAUUACUCUAGAAUGCUCUUAUGAAAUGUUGACUAAUAUGAAGGUGAGCUUUUUACAAUUGGAGAAAAAUUAGGAUUCUUUGAGCAGACUAUUGCUCAGAUUAAAUGAAAAAUUCAUUAAUCUAAUGUUACCAGGCUAUGCCAACUCUCAAACCGUACGAAGACAAUGGUUGGGCAAAACACUGGAAUAUUCGACUUGGUUGGUUCAUCUGUGAUGUUUUUGUGGAUAUCAUUUAUGCGAUUGAUUGCUUCUUGAAUUCAAGAAUGGGUUUUCUAGAACAAGGUUUAGUAGAGCGUGACAUCGAGAAGAUUCAUAAGCGGUAUUUUGCGAGUCGUGAAUUCAAAAUCGAUAUUAUCACGUUGAUCCCAUUGGAUUAUCUACUAGGUUGGCCAUUUCCGGUUUUCACGAUAUGGAAGGGUAUUCCGCUGAUUCGAGCGAAUCGAUUAUUGCGAGUCGCAAGAGUCAAGGAGUUUCUAGAAAGAACUGAAACUCGAUCUUCGAUUCCGAAUGCUUUUCGAGUUUUGGUGGUUGUUUGUUAUAUUGUGAUUAUUAUUCAUUGGAAUGCUUGCCUUUAUUUUUGGAUCUCUGAAUUUAUUGGAUUAGGAACUGAUAACUGGGUUUAUGGGCAUCUAAACAAACAAAGUCUUCCUGAGUAAGUUGACACGUCAUAACUCAAUUUACUUUCUUUUUCAGCGAUGUUACGGAUACCUUGCUCCGCCGGUAUGUUUAUAGUUUUUACUGGUCCACUCUUAUUCUGACUACUAUUGGUGAGGUUCCGAGUCCUGUUCGAAAUAUUGAAUUCGUCUUCGUCACUCUUGAUUUAAUGUGUGGAGUUUUGAUCUUCGCUACAAUUGUCGGUAAUGUCGGAAGUAUGAUUUCAAAUAUGAGCGCCGCGAGAACAGAGUUUCAAAAUAAAAUGGACGGAAUCAAGCAAUACAUGGAGUUACGAAAAGUUAGCAAGCAACUAGAAAUGCGAGUUAUCAAGUGGUUUGAUUAUCUUUGGGCGAACAAGCAGAGUCUUAGCGAUCAACAAGUUUUAAAGGUCCGGAUUUUCAUCGAACAGUUUUCAGCUAAAACAAUUUUUUAGGUUCUCCCCGAUAAAUUACAAGCUGAAAUUGCUAUGCAAGUGCAUUUCGAGACACUUCGAAAAGUUCGAAUUUUCCAAGAUUGUGAGGCUGGAUUGCUUGCAGAAUUGGUGCUGAAAUUGCAGUUGCAAGUUUUCUCACCGGGUGAUUAUAUUUGUCGAAAAGGAGAUAUUGGAAGAGAAAUGUAUAUUGUGAAGAGGGGAAGAUUGCAAGUUGUGGCAGAGGAUGGAAUACAGGUUAGAAGUUUUGCCACGUCACGACCAUACAAGGCGUCCGUUGAGUCAGACGCGAGACGACGAGAGUAUUUUGCAAAAAUAUCUCGAAAAUGAAUUUCGCUUCGAGAUAUUUUCAAUAAAACAUGUGUUCCUUGAAACAAAAUACGGUAUUUUUUCAAAGGGACACAUAUUUUCUCAAAAAUAUCUUGAAGCGAUGUCUUUCUCUAAACUAAUUCAAACACUCAUCACAUUCUCCACUCUGAAAUCAAAAAUAGCAUCAAAAAUCUAUUGAAACCUUUCAUGAACAAAACGAUUAAUCUUCCAAGCCUAAUUAUAUCGAGGUACUGUAAAUCUAGUAUGAGCAAUACGUUUUCCAGGUGUUUGCCACCCUUCAAGAAGGUUCUGUUUUCGGAGAGUUGAGUAUCCUGAACAUUGCCGGAAGUAAAAACGGAAAUCGACGUACGGCAAAUGUCAGAUCAGUCGGCUACACUGAUCUUUUCGUUCUCAACAAGAAUGAUCUUUGGAAUGCACUUCGCGAAUAUCCGGAAGCUCGAAAAUCGCUGCUCACGAAAGGACGUGAGAUUUUGCGAAAGGAUAAUUUGUUGGAUGAGAAUGCGCCGGAAGAGCAGCAAUCGGUUGAGGAGAUUGCGGAGAAUUUGAAUGGUUCGGUGAAGGUUUUGCAGACGAGGUGAGAGAUUGGAAGGUUGAUUGUGACGUUCAGAGCAAGUAUCUACUUUUCAGAAUGGCUCGAUUAAUCGCCGAACACUCAAGCACUGAAACCAAACUAUUGAAACGUAUCGAAAUGCUCGAAAACCAUUUGGCUCGCUACAAAGCGCUCUCCACUCGCCGACAAAAACAUCUAACCAGUGGAUCAUCUCUAGACACUCAUGAUAUCGAUAUGCCAUCAACAUCUACCCAUCAUUUAACCACAACUAGACAUCAUCCCAGAUUACGACACGCACAAACACUCGAUCUUACAACUGGUAGUGAACAACAAGAACGAUUGCUCAAAUGA